This is a messenger RNA of Pristis pectinata (smalltooth sawfish), 5600 nucleotides long. RefSeq names its product vasoactive intestinal polypeptide receptor-like. Lineage: Eukaryota; Metazoa; Chordata; Chondrichthyes; Rhinopristiformes; Pristidae. Gene Ontology annotation, biological process: adenylate cyclase-modulating G protein-coupled receptor signaling pathway; cell surface receptor signaling pathway. The record is from RefSeq and is a predicted model, not a curated record. The transcript has 13 exons. Gene Ontology annotation, molecular function: vasoactive intestinal polypeptide receptor activity; peptide hormone binding; G protein-coupled peptide receptor activity. Bases 145 to 1482 code for a protein of 445 amino acids. Gene Ontology annotation, cellular component: plasma membrane.
GAGAGGGUGACUGCAAGCCGGGGUUACCGGAAAAUCGCUCUCGACCCCACUGAAGGUUCUUCUGCGGGCAGAGAGGGGACGUGGGGUGGUUCUACCGGCGCUUCUCACAGCCAGCGCCGCAAAUCGGGGCGCAAUUUCGGCGCGAUGUACUUCGCCCAAGUUUCCACGCUCCUUGUAACCCUCCUGACCCAGUGUGUCAUCCCCUGGGUACUGUCGGAGCAUUUGGAGUGCAGCAUUAUGGUGAAGGUCGCACAGCUUCAGGAGGAGUGUCACAGGACGCUUGCCAGAGACAACCAGAGCUUGAAGACAGGGUGCAAUGGAAUGUGGGACAAUAUAACAUGUUGGCCUCCUGCAAGAGUUGGGGAGGUGGUUGUGGUGCCUUGUCCACAUUUUCCUGGCUUUUUCCUGGACAUUAAAGCCAACGUCAGCAGGACCUGCACAAGUGCAGGUUGGACAGACCUCUCCCUCUCCUAUUUCUUAGCUUGUGGCUAUAACAACAAGACUCCACCCACUGCAAAGUUCUACAGAGUGGUGAAGACCAUUUACACCGUCGGGCACAGCUUGUCCCUCUUCUCCCUGACCGUGGCUAUCGUCAUCCUUUGCAUCUUCAGCAAGUUGCACUGUACCCGAAAUUACAUCCAUAUGCACCUCUUUAUGUCGUUCAUCCUGAGGGCCAUUUCCGUCUUCAUCAAGGACUUGGUUCUGUUUGAAGGUGGUGAAUCAAACCAUUGCUCCAAGGUUUCGGCUGGCUGUAAAGCUGCAAUGGUCUUCUUCCAGUAUUGCAUCAUGGCAAACUUCUCCUGGCUCUUGGUGGAGGGCCUGUACUUGCACACCCUGCUGGUUAUUUCCCUCUUCUCGGAGAAAAAAUACUUCUGGUGGUACAUACUCAUCGGCUGGGGGUCUCCCCUGCUGUUUAUCAUCGCUUGGACCCUCGCUAGACUCCACCUUGACAAUGUUGGGUGCUGGCAGAAUAUUGACUCUUCUGUCUGGUGGAUCAUACGGGGCCCAAAUCUUGUAUUUAUCUUGGUGAAUUUCGUUCUCUUCACGUGUAUUAUUCGAAUACUGAUACAGAAGCUGCACUCCCCUGAUGUUGGACUGAAUAAAUCCAGCCAGCAGUACACGAGGCUGGCAAAGUCAACUCUACUCCUUAUUCCCCUGUUCGGCAUCAAUUAUAUUGUGUUUGUGUUCUUCCCCGAUAACUUCAACCCGAACGUAAAGAUGGUUUUUGAUCUUGUUAUCGGAUCCUUUCAGGGUUUCAUUGUGGCUGUGUUAUACUGUUUCCUGAAUGGAGAGGUUCAGUCGGAACUGAAGAGGAAAUGGAGACGGUGGCACAUUGAGAGGUAUGUGGGAGGAGAAAUGAAGUAUCACCAGCCUUCCAUAGGCAGCAAUGGGACCAGCUGCACCACCCAGAUCUCCAUGUUAACCAAGUGCAGCCCCAAGACCAGAGAUUCCAGCGUUCAGGCAGAGUUUUCCAACUCCUAGGUUGAGACACCUUGAGGCUUCAUAUGACCUUGGAAUUCCACAUGUCCUGAGAAGGAACUAAAAGAUUCACAAACUUUGUGCCACCGAAACCCAGUUUUCUGGGAAAGAUGCAGACAAUUGGAAUCGAUCAAUAUUGUAUUUCUGGAUAUUGGCAUGGUAAUCUUCAAAUGUGUCAAGACCGGGCAAGAAGAUCAAAGCCAUUUGCCACAUGGUUAAACUAUUAACCACUGGACUUGACAAGUCUAUUACUGCAGCCAAUUGUAAAGCUGUGGCUUUGACCUGUAACGUGUUCUUCAUUUUAGUCUGUCUGUUUUUCCGGAUAUUGGGAACUGUAACAUCCAAAUAUCAAACCUAAUGUUGGGCUACGAGAAUAAAAAAAACUGCAGAUGCUGGAAAUCUGAACUAUGAACAGAAAACGCUGGAAACACUCAGCAGGUCAGGCAGCAAAUGUGGGGAGAGAAACAAAUUUGACGGUUCCCCAACCUGAAACUCCCUCUCUCUCCACAGAUGCUGCCUGACCUGCUGAGUGUUUCCAGCAUUUUCUGUUUUUAUUUUUGAGGCUGAACUAAUUUAUUCCCAUUACUCCUUGCACAGUGUUUUAGUUUGGUCUUUAGUGCUUUGUAUAAAAACAGGCUUUUGUUUUUUGCACAUUGGCAGCAGAGAGGAGGAGCCAGACCAGUUUAAAAGUUCAUUGGCAGGUAAGAGCAGGGCCAAGGAAACACUUCUGAUUUGCUCCUGAAAGGUUGCUCCAUUAUACCUUGCCUUCUUUUUAUUGGCUGAUGUGCUUACAAUUAGCCAAUGUUUUUUUGGGAGUGGCUAUGCUUGAGUUCCACUGGGCUGUGUUUGAGGGUUAAGUGCAAAGACUUUGGCUUGUGAGGCUUCAGUGAGGAGGUGGAGCAGAGGUAUGGGUAAGAAGAGGUUAGGUCCUUUUUUUAAACUUUAGGGAGUGUAGUCAGGAUAGCAGUCGUGGCAGCGAUAUGCUCUUCCUGCAGUAUGUGGGAGAUUGGGGAAUCUUCCAGUGUCCCUGAGGACUACAUCUGCGGGAAGUGCGUCCAGCUGCAGCUCAUGACUGACCACAUCAAGGAAAUGGAGUUGGAUGCACUCAGGGUCAUCUGGGAUCAGAGAGCAUCCUAGAUGAGAGUUUUAGUGAGGUGGUCACAUCUAAGAUGCAGGCUGCAGGUAGCUGGGUGACUAUCAGGAAAGGUAGGGGGGAAGACAGUGCAGGGCUCCUCUGUGGCCAUUCCCCUCAGCAACAGUAUACCUCUUUGGAUACUGAUGGGGGGGGGGGGGGAGUGGGAAGAGAAAUGACCUUUCAGAGAGUAGCAGCCUGGUCGGUGGUACCAUGACUGGCUCUGAGGGACAGCAGGGAAGGGUGGAGUCAGACAGAGUGAUGGUGAUAAGAGACUCGAUAGUUAGGGGAACAGGCAGGAGAUUCUGCGGCCCCAAAUGAGAAGACAAGAUGGUGUGUUGCCUCCCUCCUGCCAGGCUCAUGGAUGUCUCUGAGUGGUUACAGCCAGAGGUCAUUGUGCACAUUGGCACCAACAACAUGGGUAAAGGGAUGAGGUCCUGCAGAGUAAACAUAUGAAGUUAGGAAAGAGGUUAAAAAGCAGGACCUCAAGUGUAGUGAUCUCUGAAUUUCUCCCGGUGCCACGUGCUAAGGAGGGCAGAAAUAGAAGGAUAGGCCAGAUGAAUGUGUGGCUAAGGAGCUGGUGCAGGGAUUCAAGUUUUUAGAUCAUUGGGAUCUCUUCUGGGUCAGAGGUGAUCCAUGCAAGAGAUGUGCAUCUGAACUGGAGCGGGACAAAUAUCCUGGGAAAGAGAUUUAAUAGUGCUAUUCCGGAAGUUUUAAACUAGAUUGGCAGCGGGGUAGGUCCCUGAACGGAAGUGAGGCAGUUGAGAAGUUGGGGGCAAAUAUUGUGGUCAAUGAAAGCAAGUUUAGUAGACUGGACAGCCAGGAGCAGGGCAGAGAGAGGAAAGAAUGGUGGUUUAAACUGCAUUUACUUCAAUGCAAGAGGUUUAACAAGCAAGGCAGACAAACUCGGGAUGUGGAUUGGCUCAGGGGACUGGGAUAUUAAUAGCCAUGACAGGAACAUGGCUGAGAGAAGGGCAGGACUGGCAGUUCAGUGUUCCAGGGAACAUAUGCUACAGAUGUGAUAAAGACAAGGGGGGGGGAAGAUUGCCUUUUUUACAAGGGAGAACGGUGCUUAGGAUAUUCUUGGGGGAUCGUCCAGUGAGAACAUAUGGGUGGAACUUAGAAACAAAGGGAUGAUCACUUUGAGUCUGUAUUAUAGGGCCCCCCCCCAAUGAUCAGGGGGAAUUAGAGGAGCAGAUGUGUAGGGAGAUUGCCGAUAGCUGUAAUAACAAUAGGGCAUUAUUAGUGGGUAAUAUUAACUUCCCUAAUAUUGACUGGGUCACCCAAAGUGUAAAGGGCUUGGAUGGGGUGGAAUUUGAUAAAUGUGUCCAAGAAAGCUGCUUUAAUCAAUAUAUAGAGGGGCCCUACUAGAGACGGUACAACACCAGACCUCAUCUUGGGGAACAAGUUAGGGCAAGUGACUUAAGUGUCAGUGUGGGAGACCACUUUGUGACCUGUGACCAUAAUUCUGUUAGUCUUAAAAUAGUUGUGCAGAAAGCUAGGACUGGUCCGCAAGUUAAAGUCUUAAACUGAAGCAGAGCCAACUUUGGGCAUUAGGUGGGAGCUUGCAGAGGUGUAUUUAAAAAAACCAUGGGGGGUAUAGAUAAGGUGAAUGUACACAGUCCUUCUUCUGAGGGAAAGGGAAUCAAAAACUAGAGGGCAUAGGUUUGAGGUGAGAGGGGAAAGAUUUAAAAAGGGGCCUGAGGGACAACUUUAGGCAAAGGAUGGUGUAUAUAUGGAACGAGCUGCCAGAGGAAGUGGUUGAGGCAGGUAAGACCUUUGGACAAGUACGUGGGUAGGAAAGGUUCCAGAGGGAUAUGGACCAAUGUGGGCAAAUGGGACUAGCUUAGAUGGGCAUCUUGGUCGGCAUGGACCAGUUGGGCCCAGGGACUGUUUCCAUGCUGUAUGACUCUAUGAUGUUGGUGAAUUUUUUGAUUAAAGAACUGGUUCUGUUCUCUCCCUAACCGGUUGUCUGUUGGACCUGGCUUUUGUCACAACCUGAAAUGAUGUGCUAUUUAAUUUAAUAUUUUAUAUGACCUUAAUUGAGAAAUCCAGUAGCUAACAUAGCCAUAUGCAAAGAUUAUUGUUGGUACCAUGGAUUGCUGUGACUAUGGAUAGUAUCCAGGCUGUGAGUUUCACAUUACAAGGCAGAAGGAAACCAUUCAGUCACUCAAAUGCAGGCCAGCUCCCAGCAGAUCGAUCCCAUCCUCUUCCUCCCCACCCUGUAUCUAAUUCUCUCUUGCUUGCCAAUCAAUUUCCCCUUGGAUUCUUUUGCCACUUAUCUACACUGAGGGGGUAAUGUACAGUGGCCAAUUAACCUACCAGCAUGUACUCGGCUUGUGGCGGCAACACAAGCAGUUGCACUGAGCUUCUAGACUGAUUUGCCAGUUGAAUGCCAAAAGACAUUCUGUUGGAGGUAACAUCUUUCAUACGAGAUUUAAGCUGUCUAACCUCUUGCCUUGAAGAGCCCAACAGACUAAAUUGAUGGCACCUUUAGUUAAUAGGCUACCUGUGGAAAUGAAUGCUAUCAAUCUUUGUGAAACUUUUCUAUAGUGUGUCUAUAAAUCAAUGUAAAAGCCGUUGUAAAUGAACCUCACUAUCAUAACCAAAUAUAGUUGUCAUGUUCAUUACUUUACAAUGAAUGUAUUUUCCCAUGUUGCCAUGGCCACAAACUGUAAAGUCCAAAAUGGAGCCCUUUGUAUAAAAUGCAUUUAUUAUUUUAUACUGGAGUGAGGUUGGAGAAUAAGACCUUUGCAAGUUAGUGUGGUGGAUGCCACUGACAUUUCCAUGCAUUUCCAGAACUAGAUACUGAUUAGCACAUGGGAAUAUGAUACCAUUGCUAUCACACAGAUGUGGUUGAAAGCUGGACUGGGACUGGCAGCUCUACAUUCCAGGAUAUAGAUUCGCCAGGCAUUGUAAUGUUAAUUAAGAAGCCCAUUACUGCAGUAAGGAGGGAAGAUGUCCCAGAAAGUUCAAGUGAGUCAUGUGG